CCCCUGCAGCCGGUACAGAUGGCAGCGCCCCAGUCUGCAUCCUUCUCCAGCACGGAGCUGCUCGUGGCCUCCGCUAUCUUCUGCCUGGUAUUCUGGGUGAUCAAGGCCUGGCAGCCUCGGGUCCCCAAAGGCCAGAAGAGUCCCCCAGGGCCCUGGGGCUGGCCCCUGCUCGGGCACGUGCUGACCCUGGGCAAGAACCCCCACUUGGCCCUGUCCCGGCUGAGCCAGCGCUACGGGGACGUGCUGGAGAUCCGCAUCGGCUGCACGCCCGUGGUGGUGCUCAGUGGUCUGGACACCAUCCGGCAGGCCCUGGUGCGGCAGGGCGACGAUUUCAAAGGUAGACCUGACCUCUACACCUUCACCUUGGUCACUGACGGCCAGAGCAUGACCUUCAACCCAGACUCUGGACCGGUGUGGGCCGCCCGCCGGCGCCUGGCCCAGAAUGCCCUCAACACCUUCUCCAUCGCCUCGGACCCAGCUUCCUCAUCCUCCUGCUACCUGGAGGAGCACGUGAGCAAGGAGGCCGAGGCCCUGAUUGGCCGGCUGCAGGAGCUCAUGGCCAGCGCCGGGCGCUUUGACCCCUACAACGAGGUGGUGAGGUCGGUGGCCAACGUCAUCGGCGCCAUGUGCUUCGGGCAGCACUUCCCCCAGAGCAGCGAGGAGAUGCUCAGCCUGGUGAUGAGCAGCCACGAGUUCGUGGAGACCGCCUCCUCCGGGAACCCGGUGGACUUCUUCCCGGUCCUGCACUACCUGCCCAGCCCCGCCCUGCGCAGGUUCAAAGACUUCAACCAGCGGUUCCUUCGGUUCCUGCAAAAAACAGUCCAGGAGCACUACCGGGACUUCGACAAGAACAGCAUCCAGGACAUCACGGGCGCCCUGUUCAAGCACAGCGAGAAGGGGUCCAGAGUCGACGGCAGCGUCAUCCCCCAGCAGAAGAUUGUCAACCUUGUCAACGACAUCUUCGGGGCCGGGUUCGACACAAUCACAACGGCCAUCUCCUGGAGUUUCAUGUACCUUGUGACAAAUCCUAAGAUACAGAGGAAGAUCCAGGAGGAGCUGGACGCAGUGAUUGGCAGGGCGCGGCGGCCCCGGCUCUCUGACAGACCGCAGCUGCCCUACAUGGAGGCCUUCAUCCUGGAGACCUUCAGGCACUCCUCCUUUGUCCCCUUCACCAUCCCCCACAGCACAACAAGGGACACGAUUCUGAAUGGCUUCUUUAUCCCCAAGGAACGCUGUGUCUUCGUAAACCAGUGGCAGGUCAAUCAUGACCAGGAGCUGUGGGGUGACCCCUUUGAGUUCCGCCCGGAGAGAUUCCUCACUGCCAGCGGCACCGCCAUCAACAAGACCAUGAGCGAGAAGGUGAUGCUGUUUGGCAUGGGCAAGCGCCGGUGCAUAGGGGAGGUCCUGGCCAAGUGGGAGGUCUUCCUCUUCCUGGCCAUCCUGCUGCAGCGGCUGGAGUUCAGCUUGCCCCCAGGCGUGAAGGUGGACCUCACGCCCACCUACGGGCUGACCAUGAAGCACGCCCGCUGCGAGCACUUCCAGGCGCGGCUGCGCUUCUCCAUCAAGUAA
Messenger RNA from Talpa occidentalis (Iberian mole), 1569 nucleotides. RefSeq names its product cytochrome P450 1A2. The transcript is spliced from 6 exons. Gene Ontology annotation, biological process: hormone biosynthetic process; progesterone metabolic process. The record is from RefSeq and is a predicted model, not a curated record. The coding region runs from base 19 to 1569 and encodes 516 amino acids. Lineage: Eukaryota; Metazoa; Chordata; Mammalia; Eulipotyphla; Talpidae. Gene Ontology annotation, molecular function: iron ion binding; heme binding; steroid 17-alpha-monooxygenase activity.